UGAUGUUAUAUUGGGAACUCUACUCUGAAAACCAGGGUCUGGACAAUUAGAAAACAGAUAUGGGCAUCUUUUAAAAUCUCUCCCUUGUGACUUAAAAAAGAAUAAAUUUGAAAUAUGUUGAACUUGUGUGUUGGCAUAUACAGGAAUUCAAUCUAGCUUUCCAUAAAGCAGAAUUAAAUCUUAAUGUAAACCACUCUACUUUUUAUUUAUAAAUUAGUAUUCAAAUGAACCAAACACUUUUUAUUAAAUAUACUUGAUACAGCAUCAUCAACAGAAUCUGCAGACAGUUGACGCCAUCCCUUAUAUUAGUUACUCUAACUCCCUGCCUGGAUUUCGGACCACCAGUCUGACUCUUGUUCUUACUAAAGAGUAAAUGCCUUGAUUAUUAUAGAAUAAUGGUGAAUGAUAUGAUUAGGAAAAUUCUUAUAUUCUGAUUUUAUCCCAGUCACAUUAUGACGACGGUGAUAAAAAAGUUGACUAGAAUUUAUAUUUACAUAUCAUGUGUGUGUGUGUGUUCAUAUUUGCUCAUUUCACAAGAGCAAAUAUUUUCUAGAGACUAGUUUCACAAGGGCUAACUUAUGUACUUUGUAUAAAUUAGUCAAAUAUUGUUUUCUGAGAUUAAUCUUAGUGCCUGGUGGUUCUCUAUCUCACUGAUCUCUUAUGUAACCUGUGAAGAGGGAAUUCUGAGCAUUGAAAGGGUCAUUCUUGGAGAUUGAAAGAAAUAAUGUAGACACCCCUAAAAAUCAUUGAUAAGCUAAAAUUCCGAUGAAAGGGGAAGUGAAAAGGGAGCUACCCAUUCAGCACAUAUUUUUGAAGGAAGUGGCCCAUCAGUAACACUUCCUGGCACUUAUAGAAAGCCUUCAAGGCAGCAUUAGGAAACAUGUUCUGUGAGCAUUUAGAGGAAGGUUUGGAUAGGAAACGAUUACUGUCAUCACUUCUCUGGACAGUGUUGGGGUAGGGCUCGGGCACAAUGCACUCAAGAGCAUACCUCCAUUCCUCUUCUCGGCACUGAGAUCUUUCCUGUUUACGGACUGUCAGGAUUCCCCAUUGCAGGCAGUUUUGUGCUGGUCUCAUGUCAGCUUCCUUGGUCCUGUGCUUUUGGGCUGGGUGUGCCUAGGGCAUGAAGUGUCUGCGUCUGACACAGCCAGGGCUGACCACAUGUUUCCUGCAUGGGCUGUGCUUUCUAUGUGACACACGGGCUUUAUUUGGUGAUGCUGGUCAUCAAAACUUUUAAAACAUCUGCUCAUAGACUUUCUUAAGAGGGGGAAAUCAUCACAUGGGCUUUGCAGCCAACAGGGCUUGCAGACUGAGGUUGCUCUCUGAGCUUGCUUCUGUAGCUAUUCUCUUUUACACAGAGAGAUUGACAAUGGAUUCCAUGACUUCCAGGCUCAGGGUGAUCGGACUGAGGACCUGGGGAAGAGUUUCAGGAAACUACUUCUUUAAUUGAUUCUCCUUUGAAGUAAAACACAUUUCAGAGAAUAAUAGCUAAGAUUUGACUCCAAAGCUUCCGUGUAGAUGAAGAAUUCUUCUGGCUGAACUGUAUAGUUGAGGUUCAAUUACCUUAGCUCCCAUUGAACCAUAUUCUAAACACCUUCCUUUGUAACCAUCACCUUGUGCAGAAGUCUAUAUUUUUAGCCUCUAAGCAGAGCUUAAGCACUGUAUUUAGACAUCUGACUUGAAGACUAAAAUUUGCUCAGUGAGCAGAACAAAUGUUCAGAAAAUAACAUUUCAAGGUUAGUGUUAGUGUCCUGAAUAAAAUGCCUUUUCUUCUUUUUUUCCUCAUUGAAUGUAACAUAAAUAAUGUGCCCUGACUGGCUUUCAAGAUUAAAAAUCAGAGAAUAACGGUGAAGUUGGAGACGAAAGUAGGAAUAAUUAAAAAUUGAAGGGGCUUUUGUUGAACAAUUGUUUGCCUGAAACUAAAUACACGUUUUUAUUCCUGAUUCAAUAGGAUUAUGGAUCUUAGAAAAAUUUUAAAAACUAUAUAGUAAUGCUUGUAAGAAAGGGGUGGGCAGAAUGAGCUCAUAACUACCAUGAAAAAUAUUUAAAGAAACACACACAUGCUGUCACAGGCAGCCACACACACCUGAGUGCACACACACAUACCUGAGCACACACACCUGAGCACACACACACACACAUGAGUACACACACAAACACACACACACACACACCUGAGUAAACACAUGCCUGAACACAUGAACAAACACAUGAAUCCUUGGGUAUAUUGAAUAAAAAAGAGACACUAUUUAAAUAUUAUUUGAUAUUAAUCAUUAUAACUGAAUUUAGUAAUGUUUGAUCAUUAACCAUAUACUAGUUAUAGUACAAGUCUUAUUGUAUAACUAAUCUGAUUUAGUGCAUUUCUCCAUCUUGUAAAUUAAAAAAACAUAAUAAUAUUCCUGACUCAUUUUAGUGAGUAAUAGUACAUUGUGGAUCCUUUUUUAGGAAGAGCCCUAAAUGGUACCCAAGACACUAUAGUGUUAAGAAAUUAAACAAUCAUAAAACCCAUUGUUCCCACAAAAAUGAGAGAAGGUUUUGCUGCCUGCUCCAGUUAAACUUCUUGUCACUAGUUAAGUAUCCUAGCUGAUUAGCAUGACCUACAUUCUCUUAAGUACUGCAUGAGUGUGGCUAAAUGGAAGGAUACUGGAGGUGGACAUGGUGGCAUGCGCAUAAACACAGCACUUAAAAGCAGAGGAGUGGGGAUAGCACUAAGGGGUCAAACUGAGUUUCAUAACAAGAGGCUCUGUCUUAAAACCAAACAAAAUAUCAUCACUAGCAAACAGCAAAAAUGUAAAGAGAAAGAAAUACACCAGGGAAGUGUAAAAUCUGUCACCUGUGACUUGUGAGCUAUUGAGUCACUGGUGAGACAAGUUUCAUGGUUGCCUUUGUAUGGGUUUUUGUAUAAUUGGAUAUUAUUGCUGCAUAUGAUUUAAAUAAUUGAAUAAUUAUGAAUUAUGAUAGCUAAAAAUAGCAUCAAGGUGCUGGCUUAAUCAUGGGCUGGUGCGUGCACAUAGGAGUUUGUUUUCAUUGCACAUUGACCCAUAGGGCAAAUUCUGAGACUUACUUCAUUUCUUGGCUUUGGACCUCGUGUUUUGACUUUUAGUUCAGAAAGCAUGGACUCAGUUAGACAUUGAUUUUGUGCUAUCCCUGGUUGUUCUCACCAGUUCCACUUUCACACCAUGGUCCUACAGGACAGAGGGGCCUGCUUUGUCCCCACCUUGUUGUAUAAGUUUUACUUUAAAGAUCAUCAUGGAUGACCUCUCUGGCUUCCAAAAGAAGUAGCUUUGUGCAGUGUUAAGACACCGACAGUGUCAUAAGCAUGAGUAGCAAUCACCUUGGAUCCUCCAUUUGUCACUAAUGAAAUCUUCUUCUAAGACUUAAUACUGCGGGGAAUUAGUCUCCUCAUCUGUCAAAUGCCUUUAAGAAAACUUAGCCCAGAUAGUUGUUGUGGUAGUUAAAUAAGUGAAGAAUUUCAAAUUUCUCAUAAGAUCUGUUGGUACACUUUUCUAUUUCAUUUAAUUGAAACACAACACUCAUUCUUACUAUUGUUCGAAGUGAAGUUUUUCUUAUGUAUUUAUAGUAUAUUGGAUGUGAUCUUUAGCACCUCAUGAUUAAAAGUGAUAUGGUACAUUAGUAACAGGAUGAGAAGAGAGUUAUUUUCAUAUGAAUAUGAGAUAUACUUCAUUCAAUUUCUUCUGGGUCGUCAGACAGGUUUGUUUUUGUCCAGAGGAAAAAUAGAAAUGCACAAAGUGAAACUAAAAAUGAAUAAAAUUUCAGAAGUCAAAGGACACACCCUACAUAUUCCAAGCUGUCUGUUUGGUCGUGUCCUAUUAAAUAUCUGGAAGAGAGGGUUUAGAGUUUUUGUGCAUGUCAUGUGCACAUUUGUACGCUGAGCUGUGGACAGUAAUACACAUGUACUUUGUAGCCUCUCCCAUCCUUUACAGUACACACUACAAAUGCACGCUAUGUCAUUAGAUGAUUUUAGUGCGAUGUGUGACGAUGCACAGAAGCUGGUGUUCAUCACAGAAUAGUGACAUUAUUUAUUUUUUAAAACUCAGACCUGGGCACAACAUAGAGAUUUCUUGUAGAUGUUCAGUGACAGUCUGAACUAACAGUAUUAUGACAUUUACCUGGAGAGUCACUUGCCACAACCAUUAUUUCUGUUUUCUUUGGAUUUCUUUCUUUCUUUCUUUCUUUCUUUCUUUCUUUCUUUCUUUCUUUCUUUCUUUCUUUCUUUCUUUCUUUCUUUCUUUCUUUCUUUCUAAAGAAAUAGUGUCAUCUUCAAAGUUAGAAUAGUUCUACAAUUUUGCUCCUAGGGGAUGUGUGCCAUUCGCUCCUCCGUCAACUGUAUGUUUCCCAAGUUUGUUGUCAACAUCUUAGCGUCAGUUGAUAGAUAAAAGUGAUAAUCUUUCAGUUUCCAUAUGUAGAUAACCAUUGAAGUUGACUUAUGUGUUAUGCUUUCUGGGGGUAUACACCUACUCAGCGCACAUACAUUCACCUACAUCAACACACAGCAAGCUAGUGAUAUCUUAUUCCAAUGGCCAGUUUUGAAUUUGAAUACAUGUCAGGAACCAAACUCUUGAUUCGGUAUAAUCACCUCAAUAUCUAUGUUCACGUGAAUGUCUAAACAUUUUCAAGAGACUAAAUCUGAGGUGCCUUCCUAAAGAAGACAUAUUGUAGGAUGCUUUGCUAUAAAACUUUUUAUCUCUACUCUUGUGCAAGGCAACUGGUAAUUUUGUUUACUCUGUCUUCCUCAACAGUAUUGAAUUCCCAACUUGGAAACCAUCAAAUAUCUGCUUUGAAAGUUAACAUUGAAGUUAACAUAUAGCUGAAAGAUAUAGUUUAUAAAUGGAAUAUUCUUCUGAUCGUGCAGUAUUGAAAUGAAUAUGCUUGAAAACAUAUUUAAAGACCCAAACAACAGUCACUGUAUAACUUAAGACAGUGUAGGGUAAUUUCCUUUCAAAAUCAGCUGCCUGCGUAGCUGAAAUACUUGAGAAAAACCACAAAAACACGGUCUCCGACAGUUAUACCAUCAUUCCAUGCAAUUAUCUCUGUUUUAAAUCCCCUUUUCUAAGUGUAUAUACAUUUCAAAAUUGAAAAGAAAUAAUAGUCAUGAUAAAAUUUGAAGUGUCUAUUGAUUGUGUAUUUCAAAUAUCCCUGUUUUGUGUGAAUUUCAAAGAAGUGGGCUUUUUUAUGAUGUAAAGUUUGGUACUUUUGAUGAUCAUUUUUUGCCAAAUUUCUAAUUAAAAUUCCAAUUUUGGAGAAAUGUUCUUAAUGGAAAUAAAGUCGUUGUAGAAUCUGUAGAGCGAAGGAUAAGACUGGUUUAUAUGAGGGGCUUUAUUCAGUAAUUUUUAAGUUUAGAGGAAAUUAAUAAAUCAAUUUAAUUGAAUUUAAAUAUGACUCAGCUUUUGAUAUUAAAUUAGUAAAAAGGAAAAACUAUUUAAAAUUUCAAAGCAUCUUCAUUGUGAAAACAAACAUCAUCAUCAUAAUUAUUAUUGCUACCAUUACAAUUAGCUGGUAUGGAAUUUUAUUGUUUUCAGUUCUUUUAAUGCUCCUGUUUUAAAGUCAACACUCAGUUAUUCAAGUGUUGUUUUUAUAAUUGCUUACACUGAGAUACUUCAUGAGUAGGCCUUGCUUGUCUGAUAUAGUAGAUAGAAUUAUGGGACAUAAGAUAUAGAUGCUGUUCCUUGGAUGCAACCCUUUUCUUAUUGGCCAGGAGCUCCUCUCAUCUUUCACUCGUAUUUGAAACAGAGCAGAGAUGAAUGUUAGAUAAGAAUAUUGUUUGUCCAUUAUUACUGUCGUCCUUUCUAAAUGUGUUCAAGCAAAUUAUUUAUUUAUUCAUUUUACCUUUGUUAUUUUUAUUUUUUCACAGUUGCCCUCCUCCUGUCCUGCCCUCCCUCAAUCCCUUAUCCCAUUCCUCCUCCCCAUGUCUCCAAAAGGAUGUCUCCCUGCAACCACCACACUCCUGUCAGGCCUCCCCCACUCCCUGGGGUCCGGAGCAUUAGACUCCUCUUUGCCUACUCCCACUGAGGCCAGACCUGGCAGCACUCUACUGUAUAAGUGUCAGGGAUCUCAUAUCAGCUGGUGUAUGCUGCUUGGUUGGUGGCUCAGUGUCUGUGAGAUCUCAAGGAUCUGGGUUAGUUGGGACUUCUGGCUGUCCUAUAGGGUCACCCUCCUCAGCUUCUUCCAGCCUUUUCCUAAUUCAACCUCAGGACUCCCCAACUUUAGUCCAUUGAUUGGGUGUAAAUAUCUGCAUCUCUCUCAGUCAGCUGCUUGUUGGGCCUCUUAGAGGGCCAUGCUAGGUUCCUGUCUGUAAGUACACUAUAGCAACAGUUAUAGUUAGCAUCAGGCUUUGGGGCCUUCCCUUGAGAUGGAUCUCAAGUUGGCCUUGUCACUGGACCUCCUUUCCCUCGGCCUCUUUUCUAUUUUUUCCCUGCAGUUCUUUUAGACAGAAUUUUUAUAGCUUCCUUCUCUUCAAUUCUUAACCAAAAAUGUACUUUCUUACUUAAUUCUUAAUGAAAAAGAUUGUGAAUUAAUUUUGAAAAAUUAGAGUGUACUGAAAGCUGCAAAGAAGGAAUAAAUGGCAUAUGGAGAUUUCUUAAAAGUAUGUACUUUCUUAAAAGUUGGUACUCUGGAGUCCUUUACCUAUAAUUUUUAUAAAAUUGUUUCUACAUAUUAAAGUAGCAGUGUGUGAUCACUUGCUUAUUAUGGUGAGAAGUGUCUUUUAUAGUGUGUGUGUGUGUGUGUGUGUGUGUGUGUGUGUGUGUGUGUGUGUGUGUAUGCUAUGUGUGCACACACACAGGUGGGUGAAUGUGCAUAUGCAGGAACACAUCUUUUCAUGCCUGUGGAUGUCAGAACUCAACCUCAUCUGUUGUCUCUCAGGUUCUAUUCACCUUUUUGAGACAGUCUCUUAAUAGCCUGGAGCUUGUCAAAUAGUUUAGGCUAAAUGUCCAGUGAGCUUUAGGGAUCUGCCUGUCAUAGUAUCUUCAACAGUAAGUUUAUAAUCUUUACUACCAUAUCCAUUUUAUCUUUUAUUAAAUUAUAUUUUUUUCAAGUGUGGCUUCUGUGGAUGAAAUUCAGGUCCUCGUUCAUCCAAGGCGUUUUCUCCACAGUCUUGCUGACCCAUGUCAUUACUGAAAACGGUUUUGAUUGAGGAGUCAAUACCUAAGUUAGAGAUCAGAUCAGUCUGAAAACAAACAUUUUAUAGCAAAUAGAAAGAUUCCUAAUCUGCUGAGAAAAACAUUUACCAUGGUAUAUUAAUGGCAUUGUUGGUAAACAAGGUUUUACUUUCUAUGUAAAGACAGGGACUUCUUUACUGCUGGGACUCAUCAUCUCCUGUCUCCUCAGGGGAGCUUUUGAUGGCUGGCACACAUGCCUUUCAUCUCCUCUGCCUUCCCUGGUCUCCUUCAGUCCUGAUGCUCAUUCCUUUUCUCAGGCUUAAAAAGUUUGUAUAGAUAAUGAACUUUCUAAGACAACAGCAACCGGGUAAUUCCAACUAAUAGUCCCAUUGUCUUGUUUGAAGGUUUACUAUGGGCUUGUCACUGUUUGGACAACCAUAGUACUGACUCCAGUGUUUCUGAUGAUACUUGAGUAAUCAACAUAUGGACUGGAGUUACAGGCAUUAUAAGCUGCUCCAUGAGUGCUGGGAAUUGAACUUGGAUCCUCUAGAAGAACAGAUGGAGAUCUUAACAGCCGACCCAUCAUUCUAGCACCUGAUAGUGUGUGGCUAAUCCUCAAUGUUAUCUGGACUUCUGUUCAUGUUAUUUUCCCCAUCUUUUAUAAUGUACCUAUAACUCUUUGUUUUUCACUUUUUAUUUUAAUACUCUAUUUGUUCUAUAUCUAAUCAAUGUAGGAACCUUCUAGUCUUUUCAUUUUCUUACCUCUUUGCAAGAACCGGCUUCUUACCUCAAUUCAAAUUUACUCAUUGAUGGUAGUGCAGGCACCUGAAGAAUUCUUCAGUGUGUAACUACUCAUUCUUGGGAGCAUCCUGAUUUUUAAAAAUUACACUAUGUAGCUUGUGGUUGUAUAAUCCAUGAGUUUCAUCUUAGUUACAUCAAUACAUUUGUUUCUAAUGUAGAGCUUCUAUUAUUUUAAAGCUUAAAGGUGGCUCUCAGUGGGCAGCAAGGGCAGUCCUAAACUGUAACAAGGCCUUCAGUGUUCUAGACAUAUGUCACAGUGAAAUAGUUCCUCAGUGGAAAGAGAGAAUAGUGACCUAUGCUAUAAGAUUUCAGAUAGGGCUAUUCCAGCAUCUUAGAGUAGGGAGGAAGCUUGUCCAAAGGGCUGCAGUGUCCUGCAGAAGAGGAUAGUCUGAGGAGUUGUGAGGAAUUGGGGAGAAGGUGUGCCUGUGAGCGAGAGGGUCAUUUUGGAAGUGUGGCGCUCCCAGGAAUGUCUUCCCACCUUAAUACCUGUCAGGUGUCCAUGUGGGAAUGGGGGUGGGGAGUGUGUGGAGCUCUAAAGCUCUUGCUUCUUAUGCAGGGUCCCCUCGUAGGGCUCUCCUUGCAUAUCACUUACACAUCAAGGAGCACGUUCCCUUAAAUGUAAGUUAGAAAAUGGGCUUACGGGAAAUAAGGGCAAUGCUCUCCAUGCUCUUUGCCCUCCUUUAUUUAGUUGGGUAGUGAUACUGAUUUGGGGGAUAGUAGUAAAGGAAGGGUGCCUGUGAGCCCUUCCUUGCUCACACUGCACCAGAGUAUGGAAUUUAACUGGUUUUUUGUUUUGUUUUGGUUUGGUUUUUUGUUUUUGGAGACAGGGUUUCUUUCUGUAGUUCUGGCUGUCCUGGAACACACUUUGUAGACCAGGCUGGCCUCGAACUCAGAAAUCCGCCUGCCUCUGCCUCCCGAGUGCUGGGAUUAAAGGGGUGCGCCACCAUGCCCGGCUUUUUGACCUUGUCACUUUACAUGAUUUCAAUCUGUCAGGAUGUCUUUGAGGGAAUGCAUUCUCAGCCAGUCUGCAGCAAGGGUUAAUGAGCCUUCCAGAUGAUUUGCUUUGCAGACAUUCUCUCUCUCUUUUUUUCUCUAAUUCCAUAAUCCUUAGAUAUGGUGGGGGAUGCACUUCAAAGUGAGCACUUCAGAUUUACUUCAAAUACCAGCCAUUUAAGUAGCUCAGGAAACGGCCUGGUCCAGGGUUCUGGGGCAGCAGUGUUUUAUAUUUGUUGCAGUCUUUCAGAGUUGGAUGGAAACAUCAAAAGCAUUUUGUUUCAUUAAAAAUCUGUCUCUUGGUCUAUAUUUUCUCCUCAUUUCUUGUCAAGUUUGACUUCCAGGACACAGUUCAUGGCUGCUCCUCCAGAGAGUGUUUAAAUUUUCCUUAUCCAGAGGCACACAUUUUCUCCCUUGUCCUGUCUGUUAAUUACUAAGCUCUAGAGGAAGAGUGGUCUGAGCCAGGGCCCCCAGUGGUGGAAGUUUCUAUAUCCGGUAAACUGGCUCUAUUCCAGUGCAGAAUAAUUUAUCAACAAAUGAAACACCAGCCACGUCCCACACGUCCUCUGCAUUAAAAUCCCCCCCUUCCCACCCAUACAGAGUUUCCUGGAGUAUGAGCUGACAUUCUCGUCCCUCCUCUUCAUUUUGUUGAAUCACUGGCGUCUGGCAUUUAUUAGGCUUCUUAUUAAUAGUAAUAAGAUGUUCAUUCAUUGAGUGUCUUGUGCUACAAACCAGAUACAGUCCCUCCUUCUGCUUCCCGGUUUGCCGUGGCAGGGAAAUUAACUGCAACACUGAUUUCUUGUCUGUAGCAUCAGAAAAGUUCAGAAGGACGGGGCUCGCUUUCGAAACCACGGCACACUUUGGCCAAGAAGGAAUGCACAACACAACGGAUGGAGUGGCCGGACGGGAGCAGCUCUUGGCUCAGCAAAGAAUGCACAGUAUGAUCAGCUCAGUGGACGUGAAAUCAGAGGUUCCUAUGGGCCUGGAGCCCAUCUCACCUUUAGACCUGAGGACAGAUCUCAGGAUGAUGAUGCCUGUGGUGGAUCCUGUCGUCCGCGAGAAGCAACUGCAGCAAGAGUUACUUCUUAUUCAGCAGCAGCAGCAGAUCCAGAAGCAGCUCCUCAUAGCAGAGUUUCAGAAGCAGCACGAGAAUUUGACAAGGCAGCAUCAAGCACAACUCCAGGAGCACAUCAAGGAACUUCUAGCCAUAAAACAACAGCAAGAACUCCUAGAAAAGGAGCAGAAACUGGAGCAGCAGAGGCAAGAACAGGAAGUAGAGAGGCAUCGCAGAGAGCAGCAGCUUCCUCCUCUCAGAGGCAAAGAUAGAGGACGAGAAAGGGCAGUGGCAAGCACAGAGGUUAAGCAGAAGCUUCAAGAAUUCCUGUUGAGUAAAUCAGCAACAAAAGACACUCCAACCAAUGGAAAGAAUCAUUCCGUGGGCCGCCAUCCCAAGCUCUGGUACACGGCUGCCCACCACACAUCACUGGAUCAAAGCUCUCCACCCCUCAGUGGAACGUCUCCAUCCUACAAGUACACAUUACCAGGAGCUCAAGAUAGCAAGGAUGAUUUCCCCUUGAGAAAAACUGCCUCAGAGCCCAACUUGAAGGUGCGGUCCAGGUUAAAACAGAAAGUGGCAGAGAGGAGAAGCAGUCCCUUACUCAGGCGGAAGGAUGGAAAUCUUGUCACUUCAUUCAAGAAGCGAGUGUUUGAGGUGGCAGAAUCCUCGGUCAGUAGCAGCUCUCCAGGGUCAGGUCCCAGUUCACCAAACAAUGGCCCUGCUGGGAAUGUGACCGAAAAUGAGGCUUCAGCUCUGCCUCCCACGCCUCACCCCGAGCAACUGGUUCCACAGCAGCGCAUACUAAUUCAUGAAGAUUCCAUGAACCUGCUAAGUCUCUAUACCUCCCCGUCCCUGCCCAAUAUCACUCUGGGACUUCCAGCAGUGCCGUCCCCACUCAAUGCUUCUAACUCACUCAAAGACAAACAGAAGUGCGAGACACAGAUGCUCAGACAAGGUGUUCCUCUGCCCAGUCAGUAUGGCAGUAGCAUUGCAGCGUCCUCCAGCCACGUUCAUGUAGCAAUGGAAGGAAAACCCACCAGCAGCCACCAGGCUCUCCUGCAGCACCUACUGCUGAAGGAACAAAUGCGACAGCAAAAGCUUCUCGUGGCUGGUGGAGUUCCAUUACACCCUCAGUCUCCUUUGGCAACAAAAGAAAGAAUUUCACCAGGCAUUAGAGGUACCCACAAAUUGCCCCGCCACCGACCCCUGAAUCGAACCCAGUCUGCACCUUUGCCUCAGAGCACGCUGGCUCAGCUGGUCAUUCAGCAGCAGCACCAGCAGUUCCUGGAGAAGCAGAAACAAUACCAGCAGCAGAUCCACAUGAACAAACUGCUAUCGAAAUCUAUUGAACAACUGAAGCAACCAGGCAGCCACCUUGAAGAAGCAGAGGAGGAGCUUCAGGGGGACCAAUCCAUGGAAGACAGAGCAGCCUCUAAGGACAACAGUGCUAGGAGUGACAGCAGUGCUUGUGUGGAGGACACGCUGGGACAAGUUGGGGCUGUGAAGGUCAAGGAGGAACCCGUGGACAGCGAUGAAGAUGCUCAGAUACAGGAAAUGGAAUGUGGGGAGCAGGCUGCUUUUAUGCAACAGCCUCCCUUGCUGGAGUCCUCACGCGCGCGCUCACUCUCCGUGCACCAGACUCUGGCUGCAGUUGGCACCGAUGGAUUAGAGAAACAUGGUCUCCUCUCCCGGACCCAUUCUUCUCCUGCAGCCUCCAUGUCACCUCACCCAGCAGCCGACUGUCCCCGCCAGCCUUCCUCUGCCACUGGAAUUGCCUAUGACCCUCUGAUGCUGAAACACCAGUGCAUCUGUGGCAGCUCCACGACCCACCCUGAGCACGCCGGGCGGAUACAGAGCAUCUGGUCACGGCUGCAAGAAACGGGGCUGCUAAGUAAAUGUGAGCGAAUUCAAGGUCGAAAAGCCAGCCUGGAGGAAAUACAGCUUGUUCAUUCUGAACAUCACUCACUAUUGUAUGGCACCAGCCCCCUGGAUGGACAGAAGCUGGACCCCAGGACACUCUUAGGUGAUGAUUCUCGGAAAUUCUUUUCCUCGUUGCCUUGUGGUGGACUCGGGGUGGACAGUGACACCAUUUGGAAUGAGCUGCACUCGUCCGGUGCUGCACGCAUGGCUGUUGGCUGUGUCAUUGAGCUGGCUUCCAAAGUGGCCUCAGGAGAGCUGAAGAAUGGGUUUGCCGUUGUGAGGCCCCCAGGCCAUCAUGCGGAAGAGUCUGCAGCCAUGGGGUUCUGCUUUUUUAAUUCAGUUGCAAUUACCGCCAAAUACUUGAGAGACCAACUAAAUAUAAGCAAGAUAUUGAUUGUAGAUCUGGAUGUUCACCAUGGAAACGGUACACAGCAGGCCUUUUAUGCUGACCCCAGCAUCCUGUACAUUUCACUCCAUCGCUAUGAUGAAGGGAACUUUUUCCCUGGCAGUGGAGCCCCGAAUGAGGUUGGAGUAGGUCUGGGAGAAGGCUACAAUGUAAACAUUGCCUGGACAGGUGGCCUCGACCCCCCUAUGGGAGAUGUUGAGUACCUUGAAGCGUUCAGGACUGUCGUGAUGCCUGUGGCCAGAGAGUUUGAUCCAGAUAUGGUCCUGGUUUCUGCUGGAUUUGAUGCAUUGGAAGGCCAUACCCCUCCCCUCGGGGGUUACAAAGUGACAGCAAAAUGCUUUGGUCAUUUGACGAAGCAACUGAUGACAUUGGCUAAUGGACGUGUGGCAUUGGCUCUGGAAGGAGGACAUGAUCUGACAGCUAUUUGUGAUGCAUCGGAAGCCUGCAUAAAUGCCCUUCUAGGAAAUGAGCCUGGUCCUCUUGAGGAAGAUGCUCUCCACCAGUCCGUGAAUACGAAUGCAGCCGCUUCUUUACAGAAGACCAUUGACAUCCAAAGCAAGUAUUGGAAGUCAAUCAAGAUGGUGGCUGCUGCAAGGGGCGGUGCUCUGCCUGCUUCUCAGCUGCAAGAGGAGACAGAGACCGUUUCUGCGCUAGCCUCCCUGACGGUAGAUGUGGAACAGCCAUUUGCUCAGGAAGAUGGCAGAACUGCUGGUGAGCCCAUGGAAGAGGAGCCAGCCUUGUGAAGUGCCAAGUCUCCCCCGAUAUUUCCUGUGUGUGACAUCAUUGUGUAUCCCCCCACACACAACCCCAGCACCCUCAGACAUGUCUGCUGCCUGGGUGGCACAGUUUGAUGGAACAUAAACACUGGGCACAAAAUUCUGAACAGCAGCUUCCCUGGUUCUCUGGAUGCACUUGAAAGGGCAUUACAGAUUCCCGAAAUGUAACCACUGUGUAUCUAAAGUUACAGUAACCAGGAUUGGAAGAAACUGUUUCCAGCAUGCUUUUCUGCUGAUGACCCACUCCCAGACACAAAGUGUGAGCUAGAAACCUUCAAUACAGCAUUCGAUAUUGUUCAUUUCAGAAGCUAUGACAGCCAGUGAAAUUUGGGGCAAAUCCUGAGACGUACCCAUUCCUGACAUUCUGACCAGUGUCUUAUUGUGUAGUUUACUGUCAAGUAGACUUAAAUUGUUUACAGGACUUCUUUUCAGCUGUGAGUCGCUGGGAAUUACAGACAGAUUGCUGUGGGUUGUAGGGAGUUUUUUUCUCUUUGUUAUACUUUUGUUUUGUUUUGAACUUUUUGCCUUUGUUCUAAUACACUUCAAUCCCUCCUGGCAAGAAGGGACCUGGGAUAAGACGUUUUUCCUUUUUCCCUUUUUUUUUUGGGGGGGGGGUGCGGUGGAGCCAUGGUUUCCCUGUGUAGCCCUGGCUGUUCUGGAACUCAUGCUGUAGACCAGGCUGGCUCUGAACUCAGAGAUCCCCCUGCCUCUGUUCUAGGAUCAAAGGAAUGCACCACCAGCACCCAGCAACAAUGAGGCUUUUUUUUUCCUCGAUGGAAAAAAUAUUACAGUGUAUCUGACAGUUCAAAAGGAGUUUGCACACUACGCGGGCAAUGUGGCAGUAUUUUGUGUCUACUUUUACUGGAAAUUUACAUCUGUCUCAGGUUCUCACUCACAGUAUAUGAGCUUGCAGUCUUGACAGGUAAUGAGGUCGCACCACCCCCCAUGCAGCGCCACCUUGAGGACAGUGGCUCUGGAAGUGAAUCUCUUGGGAGCCAUGCAGCCCUUGCACAGCUCAGAACUUCUCAAGGGUGGUAGCUAGCUCCAGCUCUAUCUGGCGCUCAUUCUCUCUUCUUUCCUUCUCAGCCUUUCUUGUCACCCUUUUAGAAAACUCACCCCAACUUCCCCAUUACUCAGGCGAUUUGAGUAUUUUAUUUAUUUUCUUUACUUUUCGGGUGAACCCACUCGUGUUAUCUUCUGCUGUGGAACUACUUUAGUGGGUAUAGUUUAAGUGAUGCCACUGAAUUCCCAGGUCUUAGAAACAUGUCAAUGAAGAUGACAACGGUCUGAAGUCCUUUUGAAUGGGGCUAAGCUAAGAAUUGUGCCUUCACAUGAAAACUAACACAGAACUUAACCUUUGCACGGGUAGUAUUUCCAACAAAGGUUCAAAAUAAAGGACAUUUAAUUCUGAGAUUAAAAACAGCUUACUAAGUAAAAUAUAAACAAGUUAGCCCCUGCCUCUGAAAAUUGUAUUUCAGUGUAUAACUCAAAACACCUAAAGACAGUGAGUAGAAUACCUUGCAUAUUUAAUAUCUGACAGUGCUUUUGAACAUUGAUUUUUAAUGUAUUUUUCUUAACUCAAAGGAUAUAUUAAAGCCAUAAGUGAAGAUUGUCAUGCUUUUAUUCCGAAAUCUGAAAGAAACCUUAAUUAAAACAAGGUUUUAGGGAAGGCUAAGAUAUGAAAGACAUGGAACAAUGUGGUUUGAGUUAGGGAGGACUCCAACCUGUAAAUCAAAGAUGAAAGAUCUCACUCACGUAGAGUCACAUAACUCCCCUUUGUUAUACAGUCAGGCCACAUUUUUCAUGCAUUUGGUUUUUUUAGGAUUACCAUUUUAAUUUGUAAGACUUUUAUUACAGAUACAAAAAUGGCUUGGUUCUUGAUUUAACAUCUUAGAAAUCUGAGAUACCCUUUGAAAUAGGAAAUCUGAAAUGGAAUGUAACUUAGUAUUAGGUAAAAAUUGCUUACAUUGCAUAAGAAUUAAGUCAAUCUAGAUGCAUAAUUGUAAUAAAUUUCUUGUAAAUUCCAUUUUCUUGAUAUUUUAGAGAAAUUCAAUUAUAUUUGCUCUCUCUCUCUCUCUCUCUCUCUCUCUCUCUCAUGUGUGUGUGUUUAUGUGUGUGUGUGUGUAAUUAGCGAAGUUACUUUAAAAAUACCAAAGGCUUACAAAAGACCUUUUCCUUUUAAAGGGGGAAACGUUAUCAUACUUCGGAAGGUGUACACUUGUGAAGCUUUAAAAUCAGCUACAGAACCACAGGUCCCCAUGCUUGCUCUUCAGUCUUUGCAAAUACAUUUUAGAAGUUGGGUAAUGAAGCAAAACAGCAGGACUAUACUACUCUACUGAUGCCCCAGCAACGGCAUGGCCUCAGAGGCUGACAUGUCACUCGGACAAAGCCAAGUCACUGGGGCAUCUUCGUGGUAGUUUAGAUUUAAAAAAUACAUAUGAAAGCAUUAAUCGCACACUUCCUUCCCACCAUGUGACAACAGCCUGACUGACUGCAAUGCAAAGUAUCAGAACCCUGGGAGAGGAACAGAUAUGGUGCCUUCAGUUCUCGCUAUGACCCUCUGGGCAUAGUUUCAUUUGUUUAACUAAAAUCACAGAGGCCUUGAAAAUAAGGCAUCUCCUCCCACAAAAACUUCAAAUAUUAUGGGACUGGUCUCUCCUAAUAGUUCAGACUUGUUUUAUUUCUAGAGGCCAAUCACAAAGCUUUCUGAGUUCACUGGGUAUCUUUACAGACUCCAUAUGGGGAGUGAAUAUGAGUGACCCCGAGAGUCUCCUGGAAGAAAAGCCUUCUCCACUUAGCAUGUUUAAGCUUUUAUAAAUUUUAUUCCAUCACUUACAAUUAAGGCAAUUUAUGUAAUUGGUUUUUGUUAUUAUUUCCCAUUUAAGACUUUCCUCUAUUUGUCUCAGUGGAAGCAUGUUUUAAAAUCUAAUAGUCCAAAAGAAACCUGAAAGUGGAUCAUUCUGAACUUAAAAACAGCCGUUCUGUCAAAGUGGCACACUGUCUGUUCUAGUCUUAACAUUCUUUUUCUGCCUUUGGAAGUGAAAUAAUGUGCUCACUACGAGAGACAGAGAGAGAGAGAGAGAGAGAGAGCGAGAGAGAGAGAGAGCGAGCGAGCAAGAGAGAGAGAGAGCGAGAGAGAGAGCGAGAGAGAGAGAAAUGACAUAACUGCUUUACCACUUCCAUAAAGAGAGCAUUUUUACCACCAAAACAAAACAAAACACCUAGAAAACCAGAUUAAGGCUCAGAACAGAGGCAUUCCGUUGCCUUCGACGCUGCUCAUUACUUGUGGUGGUGGUCUCACUCAGCAUUAGCCCUUCUCUCUUCCCCAAGGACACUGCUAUAUUUUGGUCUCUAGUAGAAAUCUAAACUAUUUACUGCCAUGUAGCAGAACUUAUAUUGAGGAUUUCAUCAACUUCCUUAACACCAUCACUAAAAUAUUUAAAUGUGUAUGAUGUGGCUCUGUUAGUCAGAUGUAUUUCCAUUGGAAAUCAGAGACUUUGUCUCCCAGAGCCAACAUCUUGGUUCUGCUCUAUUGAAUAUUUCAUGAGUCACUGAGUGACUGUGUGUGACCAGAGGAUUGUGUGUGUGUGUGUGUGUGUAUGUAUAUGUAUAUAUACACAUCUCCACAUGUGCUAAAUAAGGUCAGUUGCUUUCCAGAAUACUGGGACCAAGGGCCAUUACAUUUACUGCUGUACACCCUGCUCUUUGAUGGAGAUAGCAUUUUGUAACAGAUGACAAGGCUGUUCCAGCAAUUGAGGCCUUUAUUAACCUAACAUUUAAUAAAAAUGAAAAAAAACAAAGGAUUUAAAAGCUUUAUAACCUGAAGAGAAAUUUUACUUCUUUGUGUAUGCAGAGAUUUUUUAAAGAGAGAGAAAGAGGGGGGGGGAGAGAGAGAAGUCAGUUAUCUCUUUUUAAAUUGUAAGGUUCUCAAACUCUUUCUGGAUGAGUGGCCUCAGUGCAGACCUUCACUUCAGUGCAGAAGCUGGGUGAGAUGAGACUGUCUUUCCAGUGGUAACUGGGCUUAGCAAGUGUACCAUCCAAAAUGACAGACCUUUGUGUAGGAUAUGUGCCAGGCAGUCUGUGUCAUUCAAAACUAAUAACCUGACAUUUCAAAUCAGUUGGACUCUUCAGGCAAAUAUGCAACAAAAGCGUUUAUUAUUUUGCUGAUUAAAUGCUACACCAGGAUUGCUGGAGUGAAUGCUGAUAACCUGGAGUUUCUGGUUCCUGUAAUGUGAAUGUGUCUUUUGUAUCAUGGUCUUGUAUCUGUUAACGUAAGAAGAUCAAUUGAUUCUCCUCUGUGAACAAGUUGUUUUGCCCUUAAUUUUUUUUUUUUUACUUUCAUCAAAAUCUGUCAUCCAGAACAGAAAAGUAUGCAUUGCCAAACAUGAAGUUGUUCUGCCAGUGGUGUGCGCCCAGAUGUGCAAGCUAGUGCCUAAUAAAGAAUGAAAAACUAAUAACAGCACCAUUGUUGCACACGCCUUUGGAAUGUUCACCUCCUUUCCGCUUCCCUCCUGUUUUGUUGUGUUGUGUUGUGUUUUGUUUUGUUUGUAUUUGGAAACACGGUAUCAUGCUCCAAAGGGUGGCUGAUGUUGUUAGUGUCACCACGCCUUCAGAAGAACAAUGACGCCCAUUUUGUGUUUUCUACUGAUUUCCUCUAGUCCCAUGUGAAUAAAAGCUAUUUGAAAUAA
Molecule: messenger RNA, 17756 nt
Organism: Mus musculus (house mouse)
Lineage: Eukaryota; Metazoa; Chordata; Mammalia; Rodentia; Muridae
Gene: Hdac9
Product: histone deacetylase 9
Exons: 27
Coding region: 9784-13035 (1083 amino acids)
Cellular component (GO): nucleus
Source: RefSeq, a predicted model, not a curated record